Messenger RNA from Esox lucius (northern pike), 1024 nucleotides. It is a transcript of the gene tmem138, whose product is annotated as transmembrane protein 138. The transcript is spliced from 4 exons. The coding region runs from base 23 to 511 and encodes 162 amino acids. Lineage: Eukaryota; Metazoa; Chordata; Actinopteri; Esociformes; Esocidae. Gene Ontology annotation, cellular component: cilium. The record is from RefSeq and is a predicted model, not a curated record.
CCUUCAACUCCUAACCGUUGAGAUGCUCCAGACAAACAACUACUCGUUGGUGCUGCUGGUCCAGCUGUCCCUGCUGACCUUCGACCUUUUCGUCAACUCCUUCAGUGAGCUGCUGCGGGCGGCACCCGUCAUCCAGCUGGUGCUCUUCAUCAUCCAGGACAUCGCCGUCCUGUUCAACGUGAUCAUCGUCCUACUGAUGAUGUUCAACACCUACGUGUUCCAGGUCGGCCUGGUCUCCCUGCUCCUGGAGCGGUUCAAAGCCUUACUGCUGCUGUCGGCUCUCUACCUCACCCUCAGUAUCUCCUUCCACUGCUGGAUAAUGAACCUGAGGUGGUUGGAAUCCAAUCGUUUUGUCUGGACCAACGGUCUGCAAGUCCUUUUCGUCUUCCAGAGGGUUGCGGCCGUGUUGUACUACUACUUCUACAAACGGACCGCAGAGUACCUGGGGGACCCGCGGCUGUACGAGGACUCUGCCUGGCUGAGAGAUGCGUUCGCCAGGGCUCGUCAGUGAGGACGGGGCUACCGUCGCUGCUGAGGACCCCCAGGGGGGGCUGUUCCAAAACCUCUCUCUACUGUGUGCAGAGGUGAACGUGACUGUGGACUCGGUUGGAGCCACCUGAAGAUGCGCGGAUCUACACAGGGCAUGUUCACCCAGAUGAACGGGCACUUCUUCAGCAUGUUCUACACUAAUAUGAACUUCCUUGCAUCCCUGUAACCAGGCAAACGUUGACACUCGAGCACAAUCAGAAGCACAGGUUGUCUUUUUUUAAAUUUUUUACCUACAUACAUAAUGGCUUACAUGAAUUUAACUUGGUGUUUUUUUUUCUCAGAUUUGAUAUUCUGUGUUCUAAAUGGCAACUUAAAGUAGUGGACUAAUUAAGGAAUAGAAUGUAAUUUGUAUCCUGAAUGGAUUCUGUGAGUGGAUCCUUCUUCAGACAGAAAAUAUAUACUAGUCCAGUUUGCCUUUUUGAUGUUACAUUUAAAGAAUGGAUAAAACCAAAUAAUUCUACUGGAAAGUUACAAU